This is a messenger RNA of [Candida] anglica, 7395 nucleotides long. The record is from the annotation of a GenBank genome assembly. Lineage: Eukaryota; Fungi; Ascomycota; Pichiomycetes; Serinales; Debaryomycetaceae.
AUGGAAAAAACAAGACCAGGGGGAAAAAGAAAGCCUCUGCUUUCAAAACUUGAACAUGUAGUUUCAUUGGCAGAAUCAGAGAAUGGCAGUAACAAGUUGCCCUAUAGAAGACCACCAUUAUUCAAUGCCGAAGUAGGGCACAGACAACAAUCAACUAAUGACGACGUAAAAUUAGAUCACAAGAAGUCACCAUUAAACCUUCAAACUAAAACUUCACGAGAUUUUGAAACGGCAUCCGAUACUAGUUCAGGUUCUGCUGCAACGGAUGAAACCAUGGGGUCUGCGAAUAUGGGGUUUCAAUCGUUUAUCAGUAACAUCAACUACAUAUCGGAUCAUUUAAACUAUUUACAUAUACCGACGGAUCAACCAUCUUCCGAUGAAUCUAGUCGUUUCAUCGAAGAACAUCUCCGGGCGGUUCCGACAUUCAUUGAAGGAUAUACACUUAAGUUGCAGUUUCAUAAGGCCAUAUAUACUGAUCUUUUCUAUUUUGGAAUUGAUAAUUCUACUGGUGAGAAUGUUGUACUUCGUAUAUCUGCACCUUUAACCACCCCUACAGCCGUUGUAGGGUUUUUCAAUGAAUGGUAUAUUCUUUCAGGGUUGAACCCAAGUUCCAAGCAUAGAGUAUGGACAAAUGAAACAUGCUCAAACCCAUUCCUUGAAAGUGGAAGUCAUCUAAAGUAUGACCCAGAAAGACCAGAUGUCUUAAAACCAGUGUCAUUACCAUUGGGAAUACCAGGAAUAUUAUAUCCGAAAAUAGUUCCAGUCCCACCAAUCUCCCCAAUUGGAGUAGAAGGAUGCGAAAGAAUGGCUCUCGUAUUUGAAAACAGUAGUUAUUUCACUCUUGAUCACUUCUAUAUUGGUCAAAGAGUAAAUAUAUUACAAAUCCCAGAAAUAUAUAGAGUGCCCCCUUUGGAUGAUUUCAACGAGACCAAAGUGGCAGCUACCACGGCCAAACUAAACACCUCAGGAGCAAGGCUGUUCUUCGAUGAGAUGGAAUUGAAAGUACGACAAUAUCCAAGAUCAAUUAUAUCAGUCAUUUCUAUCAUAGGUGAUAUCAUUUUGGUUCUAAAAUCUUUGAAGAUCGUUCAUGAAUUAGGAAUUGUUCAUAAUGGUAUUACAACCACAAAUAUUUUGAAAUCUAAGAGUUGGACAAGUCUACCAGUAGGUAAACAAGUUGUGCUAACUGCUUGGGACUUUUGUUUUAGCAUCCAACCUGAAGAUUGCUCGUUUGGAUAUCGUAAAAGACAUUUAAAGAAAGUGCCAGAGCUUUUACCAUAUUUGUCCCCAGAAUCAACAGGGGAAGCUAAUAUGUCAGUUGAUUAUAGAUCUGACUUCUAUUCAAUUGGGAUUGUGUUGUAUGAAUUAAUAGUUGGAUGUGUACCUCUUCAGAGUGAUCAUCCAAUUAACUUAAUCAGAAUGCAUAUCCUACAGAAACCAAUAGCCCCACAAUUGAUUGCUCCUGCUUGGAUUACUGAGACUUUGAGUGACAUUAUUAUGAAAUUAUUGGAAAAGAAACCCUCCGACCGUUAUUUGGAUUGCACAAGCAUAAUAAAUGAUUUAAUUGCAGUGAAAAACACAUACAUCGAUCAUGUGGCCAAAUACGAGAAUGCAUAUCUGUAUUGGAACCUGCGUCCCGACUACCGAGAAAUCCUUAAAAAGGAAUCAGAAAUCAAAUCUACUCAUAUUGGGUCUCCUUCUUCAUUCUUAUUACCUAAAUCACUCUACGGAAGAAAACAAGAAUAUUCUCAGAUAUUUGAAUUAUAUGAAUCAUUUUCCAAGGGGAUAAACAUGAUAGUAAUGUCCGGUGAAUCAGGAGUUGGCAAGACAACAAUUAUGAAUGAUAUGAAGUUAUCACCACUUUCGAAGUCCGAAUUUUAUUUUACUUGGAAAUUUGAUAAAUUUGAUUCAAAUAUAUCUGUUUAUAGCUGUUUACUACGAGGUAUUCGACUGAUCUUUGGACAAAUUCUAUCUGGGUCUCCCGAAAAUAUUUCAAAAUGGAGAAAUUUGAUAAUGUCAAAAAUUACAGUUGAUUUAUCAUUAUUGUUUUAUCGAAUACCAGAAUUGAAGCAAUUAUUGGGAUCUAAAUAUACAAAUAUUUACGAGUCACAAACGUCAAACCAUGACAGACAUCACCAAAACCAAUACCAACGUAACCAGCAAUACGAACAAUCCGAGGAAAAUCAGGAACGACAACAACAACAAUCACAAGAUCCUGAAUCGGGAGAUUCAAACCUACCUCUAAUUGGUAUGGGGGAACAAACCCUUAAUUUGGAAAUGCAGUUCAGAUAUAUUAUUAAAGUUCUUUAUGGACUUUUUGGAUUUGAUGGCUUGACUAUCUUUUUAGAGGACAUCCAGUGGUGCUCUCAGAGUGAGUGGGCCAUGAUUUCUGAAUCUUUAGAAUUCUUCCAUGCAAAUGACAUACAGGAUGAUGUCUCUGUGAAGAUUAUUGGAAGUUUUGGUACAUCUAAAUACGAUAGUGAAAACGAUAUGACCAAGGACAUCUUGACAGAUUAUUUGGAUGGCGCCCAUAUUUCGUUUCAUUGGAUCGAAUUGGAUACUAUUUCUCAAGAGGCAUUCAAAGAAUAUUUCAGAGACACAUUUAUGAUCAGGUCUUUGAAUUCUUCUUAUUCGUCUGGAUCUUACAUGGAUGUACUGUCCACUGUUUCUCCAUAUUCGAAACGACCUUUAAGAUCGAAUACAAUCGGUAGAGUUUUUGAUUCGAAAAUUGAUACCAUUGCUGAUAUCCUCUUCGAAGCAACUGAUGGAAGUAUUUUACAUACAAUGUACUUCAUACGUACUGCCUAUAUGAAGGGGCUUAUUCGAUUCAUGGAUAUUGGCCUUAAAAGGGAAAAGAAAUGGGAUUUAACUUUCCAUAGUGAUAUGGUUCAGAGUAAUUCAAAAAUUGUUCAGAAUUACCUUGACGUCGCUUUAACCGCAGAUGCCAAGUCUUUAAUGAAGCUAGCAGCUAUCUCUUCAAAGGGGUUCCAUUUUUACUUAUCAGAUCUUAUGAUAGUAUCAAAUUUACCAUUAGAACGGGUUGUAUCUUUGCUUAAUUUAUGUCUAGAAAGUCAGUUAAUCGUUCCAGGGAAUGUUACUUAUAAAUUCCCUUUUCAUGCCAUGACUUCGGGUGAUUUUGAUUGUAAUAUUUCAGAUUCAAGUUUAUGGGAGAUCGCAUGUCAAACACGUUAUAGAUUCUGCCACGACUCUAUCGUUAAUGCAUUACACGAAGAAAUGGAAUUGAAAAAUGAACUCACGGCUUAUCAUAAAUUGUGUGGUAUGAGAAGUUACAAAAGAAAUACAAAGGAAAAUAAUCUAAGUAUAUCUCAAUAUUUGAAAAUGGCUUAUCAUUUCACCAAAUCUUGGCAAGUUGCAAAUAGUGAAGAGAGUCGAGCAUUUUUCGAAGUGUUAAUAAAGGCUGGUAAAUAUGCUUCUUCCACAUAUAAAAUGGAGACUUCGUUGAUGUAUUUUGAAGUUGCAAACAACCUAGUUGAUAAGAACGACUUGAAAAAGAAAUUAAAAAUCACUUUGACUUUAUGUCAAAUUCAUUUCUAUUUGAAGAAUUAUGACCAAUGUCUUCAAAUCAUUGCUAAAGCCGAAGUACUAGAAAAGCCAACAACCUUCCUUAUGUGGAAAGUUCGUUGCUAUUUUAAAUUGGGAAAAUUUGACGAAGGAUUGGAAGCCUCUAUUCAAGGUCUCCAGAAAUUAGAUGUCAUUGAAGUAUACACGGAAGACUCAAAAUGCGAGGAGUUGGCAAAGAGGGUGGACGCUAAGGUUCCAUUAUCAGUUCUUGAAAUUAGGAAUUUAAACAAUCAAAAGCAGACUACAAACUCAAAGGUCAAAUUGAUUUAUGAAUUGGUCGGUGAUAUGAUAAUGCCAACUUACGCGACAGGUAGAGAUACUUUACGAAGAGCGUUGGUGUCACAGUGUGUCUUAUUAAUGCAUGAGUACGGUGUUAGUUCUUAUUGCUCUAUUACAUUACUUGAGUAUGCGAAUACUUUUGUACGUAUGAGUGAUGAGUCGAGCUUUUUAAAGGCAAUAGAAUUCAGUAAGAUAGCUUUAAAUUUAGUUGAUUCGGAUACAAAACUAUCCUUCACAAAUGUUCAGGCAGUUUACGAGAUAUAUAUCACCAGCUUAGCAGCUCUUAUGGAACCAAUAUCUGACGUGUUGAGAUAUUUUGAUGUGUUACUAUCUACUCCGAAGCCAUUUACAAGUACCACCUCAACUUCAUUUUCAGUUGUGAAAAUUGCGUCAAAGCUACAUUUAUUGUAUUUGACGGGUCAUACCGCAAAUGAAAUCAUCGAACUUGGAUCCAACAACAGAUUACAUCGUCCAAAUCAAAUGGCUGAUGUGAAUGAUGUACAACUCGAUGGGUUCCGACUCUUGAAUUUGGAGAUAACAUUGGAGGAAUUUGAAGAUAAAUUUUCUCUUGAAGGAUCAACUAGAGAUUUUCAGUAUUGUUAUCAUGUUUGUAAACUCUUUUGGUUCACAGCGCAUGGUAACUUUGAAGCAGCUGGUGACAUUAUUGCAAAUAAGGUUGGAAAUAUGUUAGAUUAUAUGCCAUUCAUGUUGGUGCAUAUUGCAUAUUAUUUCUGUUCAUACAUUGCAUUGUGUACGAAACCAGCUAGUGUACCUGAAAGCUUUAGGGUCGCAAUGGCUACUAAAAUUGAAAGCUACUUUACUAUCUGGAGUAGGCAUUGUCCGUCAACUUUCCGCGCAAAGCUUCUUAUGAUUCAGGCAAUGAAGUUAUCAACCGAAAAUCCAGGAUCUGUAUUAGAAAUCCUAGACCUUUAUGAAGAGGCUGUUCAAUGGGCAAAAAAAUAUGACAUGUGGUACGAUAUGGGCUGGGCCAAUACAUUGUGUGCUAUGUGGUUAGUACGUGUUUCCGAGAAUAAGAAAAGAGCAAUUACGUUCUUUCAAAAUGCAAUUGGGUGUUUGAAGAAGGUAGAUGCAAAAUUAUACAUUUUGAAACUUGAAACAGUACUUAGUAAGUUCAGUUCUGCUUAUCAUUGGGCGGGGGUUGUAGAUUUUUCUUCUGCUCGAAAUAACGUUAGCUCCUUGAAAAAGCCGUUGAGUAACAUGUCAAAUGUCUUUGUACCCUUGAAGUCUGAACAACAGUCUCAAAAAAGAAGAGAGCAUUUUUCACCAAGCAGUACAUCAGCACUGUUAGAUACUACGAAGUCGAAAGAAGCAACAUCUUUGAAACCACCAGCUAACAUUGGUGGUGCGUCUGAAUUAAAUAGGGCUGUUAAUGCUUGUUUAUCAAUAUCGGAAAGUUCUGUUGAAUCUGAUAUUGUGUUCAAAUUGUUGGAAAGCACUAUUUUAUUUUCGACUGCGGACUAUGGUGUCGUUACAAUUGUCAGAGAAGAAGAACCUCAUAUUCUAGCAAUUGGUUCACCAACAAGUAUAUUUCCUCUUGCUAACGAACCAUUAAGUUCUAGAACUGAUCUCUGUCCGGUAACCUUAAUCAAGCAAGUCCUUCAUUCUGGGGAAAUCACAAUUAAAACCAAAGAAGAUAUUCAACUAGAAAUUGGUCGCGAGAAAGAUGAAUAUUAUCUGAAUAAUUCAAGUUUGUCGGUAAUAUGUAUCCCUAUGAUGAAUGAAGAUGGGGUUUUUGGUGUGCUAUAUUUAGAGAAACAAGUGUCAAUGUCUGAUGAGCAAAAUUCCCCAACAUUUUUAAGAGGAACUAGACGAGACUUAUUGGACUUAUUAUGUUCUCAGGCUGCUGUUUCAUUGGAAAAGUCUAGGUUGUACGCACAAAUGGAAUACGCCAAGAAGGCUGCGGAAGAUGCUACUGCUGAAAAGGCUAGUUUCUUGGCCAAUAUGUCCCAUGAAAUUCGUACGCCUUUCAAUUCACUUUUAUCCUGUUCGAUAUUCCUUUUGGAUACAGAACUAACCUUAUCUCAAAAGGAAUAUGUCGAAACUAUUAAAAGUUCAGCUAUGGUGACUUUGAAUAUCAUUGAUGGUAUCCUUGCAUUUUCAAAGAUCGAACACGGCUCAUUUACUUUAGAAAGUGCACCAUUCUCCUUGAACGAAUGUAUUGAGAGUGCAUUACAGAUUGUUGGUGAACAAGCUGCUACUAAUGACUUGGAAUUGGUAUUUUUCAACAAAUGCCCGUUUAUUGAAAAAGUUAUUGGUGAUGUAACAAGGUUCCGACAAAUUAUUAUCAAUUUGGUAGGUAACUCAGUUAAAUUCACUCCUCAAGGGUAUAUCCUUGUGGAAACCACUGCAGUGGAAAUCACGAAGGGUAGGUAUGAGAUCAUAGUUACAGUGAAAGACACUGGAAUUGGUAUCCCAAAGGAAUCUCACAACAAGGUAUUUGGAGCCUUUUCUCAAGUAGAUGGUUCAUCUAGAAGAGUUUAUGGUGGCUCGGGUCUAGGACUCGCUAUUUCCAAGAAAUUGACUGAUAUAAUGGGUGGCUCAUUAACAUUUGAAAGUGAAGAAGGAGUUGGAAGUACUUUCCAGUUAAAUGUUAGUGCACAAGUAGUUGUUUCACAAACUCCUGAAAUUACCAUCACUAAUGAAGAUGCAAAACUAGUUGGGUGUAAGAAUUCCGUACUAGUUAUUGAUAACAACCGAUUAGGAAGUUUAGCCCUCAAGGAGUCAUUAAUGUAUUAUGGAUUGGAUGUAACAAUUGUGCAAAAUUCUGAUAUACUAAAAGAGACUCAUAGUUUCGAUGACGCCUUGAUGAUUUUUAUUCACAGUGAUCAAUUUUAUGCAUUUAAGAAUGCUACUGACUUGUCAAAACUUCGAAGUAAAUUGGUACUUGUUGCUCAAUUUGGAGCAACUUUGCCUAGUGAAUUAAAUUCAAAUUUUAUUAGUUCCAUGCUUUUGAGUCCAUUCCAAAGACAUAAAAUAGUCAAGUUAUUGAUCGAGGUUAAACAAAAAUUGAAGUCAAAUUCGGGGAAAACUAAGACGAACUUCAACGGGUCGUCGGAUACAAGCUCCAAUGACAAAAAAGAUUCAAUUCCAUCGAAAACUUUAGCAGAACAAUAUCCAUUGCGGAUUCUUCUUGCUGAAGACAAUAUAAUCAACAUCAAGGUUGCACUACAACAUCUUAAAAAGCUUGGAUAUAAAGCUGACCAUGCGAAAGAUGGUGUAGAAGUUAUAGAAAUGUGCAAUCUGAUGUGUGAUAAGAAAUUAAAGUAUGAUGUUAUUUUGCUCGAUAUACAAAUGCCUAAGAAGGAUGGUUUCGCAGCAGCUAUAGAGUUGCGAGAACAAUUCCAGAAUGAAGGUAAAGAAGAAUAUCUUCCAGCACUUGUGGCAUUGACUGCCAACGUUGCUGGAGAGAAUAGACAAAAGUCGAUCAAAUGUGGUAUGAUUGACUUUAUUUCAAAGCCAAUAUUACCAAGUGAGCUUAGAAGAGUUUUAACACGGAUAGGGCUGGGAGAAGUGUAA